This is a messenger RNA of Archocentrus centrarchus (flier cichlid), 1797 nucleotides long. RefSeq names its product seryl-tRNA synthetase 2, mitochondrial (gene sars2). The transcript is spliced from 16 exons. The record is from RefSeq and is a predicted model, not a curated record. Gene Ontology annotation, molecular function: serine-tRNA ligase activity; ATP binding. Gene Ontology annotation, biological process: seryl-tRNA aminoacylation. Lineage: Eukaryota; Metazoa; Chordata; Actinopteri; Cichliformes; Cichlidae. Bases 1 to 1566 code for a protein of 521 amino acids.
AUGGCGGCCUGCAUCGGCAUGGUCGCUAGAGUUGGGGGUUUUGCAGCGACUGUGCUAAAGCCGGUAGCCAGACAGUGUUCAGGGGAUAGGAUAAGCAUCUUCGUCCCGCAUCGCUUUUCGCAUGGAGCUCGGAGCCGUUUGUACGAGCAUGUCCGCGAUGGCUACAGUGACAAGCCUGAGCUGGACAUGAGAGCCGUGUGUGAGGAGACCGACAAAGUCAUAGCUAAUGUAGAGAGCAGGAAAGGUGACCUGCGAGGGGACGAUGUCAGGAAAAUUGUAUGUGUGUGGCAGGAGCUCCAGGCAGUAAGGAUGGAAAUCUCUGAGCUGGAGGAGGAGAAGAGGCGUGUCAGUGACAUAGUCAGAGCACUAGUGAUGAAGGAGGACAAGAAAGCCCUCGCCAAUCUUCCAGAGUACACCCAAGCUCUGCAGAAGGGCCGAGAGAUCCGCAACAGACUCAGUUAUCUCUGCAACAAAGAGACCGAGCUGGAUGAGGAACACUAUGGCCGGGCACUCAGGCUGCCCAACACUACACACCCUGAUGUGCCAGUAGGAGAUGAGAGCCAGGCGAGGGUGGUGGAACUUGUGGGAAAGAAACCAGUGUUUGACUUCAAACCCAAAGGCCAUGUAGAGCUGGGGGAGGAGUUAGGACUCAUCAGGCAAAGGCAUCUAGCUCAUGUCUCAGGCCACAGGUCGUACUAUCUUCGAGGCGCAGGGGCCAGACUUCAAACUGCACUCCAGAACUUUGCCCUUGACACACUACAGCGACGGGGCUUCAUUCCCAUGGUUGUUCCUGACAUGCUGAAGGGCGCCGUGUUUGAGGGUUGCGGGAUGCAGCCCAAUGCCCAUAGCUCUCAAGUCUACUCACUGGACCCUGCACGUUUCCCAGACAUCAACCUGGCUGGAACCGGAGAGGUUGGGGUGGCAGGCUAUUUUAUGGAUCAUGCAGUGAACUGGAAGGACCUGCCCAUCAGGACAGUGUGCAGCAGCACCUGCUACAGAGCAGAGACGGACACGGGCAGAGAGACGUGGGGGCUCUACAGAGUUCAUCACUUCAAUAAGGUGGAGAUGUUUGGAGUGACAGCAGAUGAGACAGGAGAAGAAAGCUCGCAGCUGCUGGAGGAGUUUGUCAAUUUACAAAAAGAGAUGUUUUCUGCACUGGAACUGCACUACAGAGUGCUAGACAUGCCGACAGAGGAACUUGGUCCUCCAGCACACAGAAAGUAUGACAUUGAAGCCUGGAUGCCUGGGAGAAACAGCUACGGAGAGAUUUCCAGUGGGUCCAACUGUACAGACUACCAGAGCAGACGCCUGAACAUCCUGUAUGAGAGAGAGGACGGCAGCCUGCAGUACGCCCACACAGUGAACGCUACAGCUUGUGCUAUCCCUCGAACUGUAAUCGCCAUCCUGGAGACUCACCAGACCAAAGAGGGAACGGUGCGUGUCCCCCAAGCCCUACAGUCUUACCUGGGUCUGGAAGUGAUUGAGAAGCCAAAAUACUCUCCGCUGAAAUACAUCGGACCCAACCAGCGCUAUCCGCCGCCAAGGCCAGUUCCUAAAACUCGAUGACAAGAAUCCAAGUUGAGUGCUUAAACAGAAGCCAUCGUCUACAUACACCCAAUGUGCAAAGUAGUUUAUGUUCAAAAGACAAGUGGGUUAGUUGAUCCACGGUGUCCCCAAAUGAAAUUAAAAACAACUUUGUGAAUUGAGUGUCACUGCUUUUGAAAGAUGACCACUGUAAAUAGAUUCAUUUCUUUGUCUAAUGCAGUGAAAUAAUGAAUGGAAGCAUGGGUAUCUUUU